AUGAAGUUCCUCGUGUUCUUGGCCGCUCUUCUGGCAGUGACUGUGGCUGUGACCCAGACAGGUCCAGAGACGUUUGUGAUCAACGGCGGCAAUGCCAGUCACACGCCUCAUCACGUGAUUGUGGAGUUCGUAAAUGCCGCCAAUCUGGGCUUCUUCGGCGGCGGUUCGAUCAUCACCAGCACUCAUGUCCUCACUGCUGCCCAGAAUAUCCAAGGAUUCACGCUCUGGCGCGUAGGAUACGGAAGUUAUCGUCGUGCUGACUUGAUCUGGAUCCAGAGCACGAAUGCCCUCGCCCACUUCCAGUACGCCCCAGCAACCAGGAACAACGACAUUGGCAUCAUCACUCUUCCCACCCCGAUCGUCUUCACGGCCCGCGUGCGUCCGAUCGCUCUGCCGCCGGCCCUGCUCGAGCUGCCCUUCGAGAACGAGCAGGGCACCAUCGUGGGUUUCGGUUUUACGAGCGCCACCGUCAACCAGCCCGCCGACAAUCUCCGCUAUGGCUACGUGCGCGUCCAGUCGAACACCUUCUGCACCAGCAUCUUCCAUAUGACCGUGCCAAAUCAUUUCUGCGCCAGCGACAAUCGCCACCCUGUGAACAUUUGCAACGGCGACAUUGGCGGAGGAUUCACAGUGUUCUACCGUCGCGAGGAAGUGCUAGCAGGCAUAAGCUCUAUGCUCAUCGAGAACUGCCACAUCCAGUGGCCCUCGGCCUACACGCGAGUCUACCCGUACCUGGGAUGGAUCCACCAAGUGAUCGGCAUCUGAAGGAUUCGCUGA
This is a messenger RNA of Phlebotomus argentipes, 777 nucleotides long. Its product is annotated as brachyurin-like. The transcript is spliced from 3 exons. The coding region runs from base 1 to 765 and encodes 254 amino acids. The record is from RefSeq and is a predicted model, not a curated record. Gene Ontology annotation, molecular function: serine-type endopeptidase activity. NCBI's taxonomy places the organism in Eukaryota, Metazoa, Arthropoda, Insecta, Diptera, Psychodidae. Gene Ontology annotation, biological process: proteolysis.